Molecule: messenger RNA, 4000 nt
Organism: Bolinopsis microptera
Lineage: Eukaryota; Metazoa; Ctenophora; Tentaculata; Lobata; Bolinopsidae
Product: GATOR1 complex protein DEPDC5-like
Exons: 8
Coding region: 82-3816 (1244 amino acids)
Biological process (GO): negative regulation of TORC1 signaling; positive regulation of autophagy; intracellular signal transduction
Cellular component (GO): GATOR1 complex
Molecular function (GO): GTPase activator activity
Source: RefSeq, a predicted model, not a curated record
AUCUGGAGUAGAUAGCAAUUUUGUUUUAUUAUGUCAUCAAUAAUUCAGAAUGAGUGAUCAUUAAAACUUGGAGAGUGUUAUAUGGAAAACCAACGAUGGGAAUGCAAAAUUCAUUGUCUUCAAAAGCCCCAGGAAGAUCCAGUAAAGCUAAAUCCAAACAAAAUAUCGGCUCCUGAAAACUCUCUAAUAAAGAUCUCAAGCAAGGGAAACUCGGCCACUCAUGUCUUUGCAAAAGUCACAGCAUUUGAUAAAGAACUGAAGAACCAUGGACUCAGUAUGGAGUAUGACAUGUCAAAGGUGUUUGAGUUUCAGAGUAAUGAGGAGGUUGUUGUUGAGGUUGUCCAAGAAUCAUCAUGCGAGGUUCACAUGGUAGAGGUGACUUGUGCAGACCAGUAUGUGAGCAGGGGAGACAUGUGGCGUUUUAAAGAUAACGUCGUUGGGACUUGCACCUACAAGAAGAAACACAUGGACUUCAGCUGGAUUCACGUGCAAGUAGCUUCAAUGUAUGAUGAAAGUGGGGAGGAGAUGUUGUCAGGGUUUAUCAGUGAGAACACCCACGUCACCUAUCGGUCUCUUUCCUCCUACACUCAACUAUUUAUUCAGAUCGGUAAGGAAAUGUGGGAGAAUGACUACGAGGGCAUGGAAAACUGGGAAAAUUUCGAAAAGGUGGUGUAUCAGUUUGUGAAGACUCUGUUUGACAAAUGGGAAGCGAACAAAGCAAACCACGAUCUGCAGAUCAUCUUCUUUACCAGACUCUUCUUUGAGAUUAACAAAUACCCAGAAUACAAAGAGGAAGUUAUUCAGUUUGACUGUGAUGGUAGACCCUAUCUUGACAUAUACGAUAUCGUUUGUGACGGUGGAAACAUAACAGACGUCAAAUCAAUAAUAGGUGUAAUGAAGAGACGUUUCAACAAGUUGAGUCUGAUAAUAGAUAACUUAGAGAAGGAUUACAAGGUUGAGGUAUCACCGAGUGCCAAGGGGAACUUUCUCGAGUGUAUAAAUCUGGCUCUGGAUCAUUACACCAGUCAUUUCCAGCAGGAUAGAGUACACUACAGAACUGGACAGCAAAUAGUGGUCGUCACCGCGGGAUCUGGAAUGUUCUACCUUGAUCGGGAGCUUACCAACUUCACCAAACAUCGGGUCCUGGAUAUGGGGGUUGGGGCGGAUGUGGUGUGCCUUGGGAGCAAACCUCUCCAUGCCACGCCCCUUUUUGUAUUCCAGGAGCAGCAGAUAAGAAAAGGAGAGGAGAGAAUAUUUGAUAAGUACCAGGUACCACAUUGGAUGAACAUGCAUUUUUAUGCGAUGAAUAACAAGCCCAGAGAGUUUGUACCUAUCAUAGGUCUGACAGGAGAGGCCACGAAGAGCAGCAGAAUAGUGCCGUUCAGAGGUCCGGCUCCUUCCUUCCCGGGCAUGAACUUGGAGAACUGCACCAUGAAGCAGCUGAGUCAACUGUGUGACGACUACGACGCUACCCUCAUGAAGUGCCCUGUUAUGCACCACACCUCUUCCUCUACAUUCGAGAUUAACAGCGAUGAUAAUAAUGGUCCCAGUAGCUUGUCCAGCGAUGCGGAGAUCCACUCAAGCUCUCUUGGGACUACACCAUCUCUGGAUCGCCGGAGAAAUGCAGCUCAUAACCCCAUACCAGAGAGCAACCCUUUCAAACCCUCCUCUUUACCUCGUCCAGUUACAAACAGUAGACGACGCUGGGCGCACGUGUUUCCCUCCGCAAAGCCUCCCCAGAAGAACUGGCAUGGUUUGUCACGAAGUCUGAGGAUAGAACAAGAUGAGGACGCUGACCAUGUGGACUGGCAGAGUUUAAUAGCACCAGCUUGCUUCCCCAUCACCACCGACUACUAUCCUGACACAAGGUACAUUGCUAAUGAGUGUAAAGAACAUCCCAAUCCGCUGUCUUCUACCGACAUCAAACAGCUCCAAAGAGAGAUUAUUAUUCAGCGGAUAUCGAGGGGGUUCCAGAUUGUUCUGAAGAAGAAUCAGAGCAAGAGUAGUUUGACGGUUAGCUUGGGAGACACAUACCACGAUAUCAAACUUCUUGAUAAUUACACAAGCGGCACCAGCAGUGGGACAAUAACUGUCAAAAUUAGUAAACCAGAGAAAAAGGCACAAUUCCCUGAAACUCAGAGAAUCUACAAAUACUGUUUGUUGCCCUAUCUGGGCAAACUGGACGAUAUUGAUAGUUGCCUAUUAAACUGUCAGUCAGAGAGGACGACCAGAGAAGCGAGAGUGGAUGUUAACUGGAACCAGUUUGAUAUGUACAUUCACAGACUGAUCGAUCCUGAUCUGGGUGAUGAUAUGAGACCGACAUUGGGCCAGACUUCUCAGUUGAGUCCGUGGAAAUCCAGAUACGUCAUUUUACCUCGACCUGACUUUUACUUCCCCGACCAUAACGCUUGCAAUUUACACUUAGUGGAGAAGGUGAUCGUUAUCAAUUUCUACAACAUUCUCUUCGCUAUGAAUCAUAUCAAGCAUCAAGAUGAUGAUCCGAGACGAUCUCUGAGUGUAAGCUCCAUGUUUGGCUACCAGUCAGCACCAAAUUCUCCCUCUUACGCGGUUAUAGACGACACCUGUCGGCCCAGGACCAGCACACUUGUUGAUACUAAAAGUUUCUCCUUCUCAACGGGAUCAUCUGAAGACGAGAACCUAAAGACAGAUUCUGACAAAGAAAGCUCGAAGAGUUCCAUGUUUACGCUGUUCAAAAAAUCAAAAUCGAGUGACCUGAACUUGGAUAGCAACGACCUGAAAGAGUUUAGAGAUAGCAUGCUGGCUCCAAACAGUGCAAUGAAGUUUAUAUCUGUUCCACCUAAAACAAACCUCCCUGGUCACAUUUUCCAGCCCAAUCUCCCACCCAAUACCUUCUUAGGAUCUUAUCUUGUGGACUUUGUGAGACGGACACGCGAGGAUGUUACUUCAGAGAACAAAGUACUUGAGUUCUGUCAGGAGUUGUUAAAACAGAAAAUAAUCGAAGAGACUAUUGAGCAUGAUGAGAAACCUGCUAGUCCGGUCUUUGUUAACGGGUUCUACUUUUACAAUAUCAAGCCUGACAAACCAUCGAAAGAAAAGUCGAUGCCAAAGAUUUUGUUUGAAGUUGCAACACCUGACAUGCCGAACCGAAUCGAGCACUUCUUUCCCAUUACGGACACUGAUGUCGAUAUACAAAAUGUCAAUGCCAAGUUGGGUGACAGGAAAGAAUUUUUCACAGUUGAUUACGAUUCAUGUUAUGAUCCUCAGUAUGCAUUUGGUCUUACAGUCCAAUGGGACCGAGCCACUGCACAAAUCAUUGAGAUGUGUUACCUUAGUAAGUGGCGGAACAGGGCGGAAAAGAUGGGCUUCCAAUUCGUACAAGUUCCUCUGAAUCCGUUUGAUUCACCAGAGAUGGGCCAGGUGCCAAAUAGAAUGCCACCAGAAGUCACGCCAUUCCGUGCACCAAUAGACAUCCCUAUUCCAAAUGUAGAUAUCAUGUGUAUCUACGAUAUGCUCUACCAGUUCGGAUUUCUACACGACUACCCUGCUGGUGUUUUCCCCUCAGAUAAGAUCGCAGAGUACGAUUAUCGUAAGAAUGACUUUGUUCAUCUCUCAGGGAUCGCUUUGGUUAGAAUCAGCUUCACCUCGAAGACACCUGUUCUAAAAUGGGCAUCCAAUGCCUUCUUGGGGUCAAGAAAAUGGCAUCCCAAGAUAUUUUUACCCAACAACAAAAAGGAGGAAAAGUUUUAUCAAAUGUCGUUUGAAGAUCUGCUGGACAGAUUUAGGUUGCAUUUGGAUAGGUAUUUUUCUUAUUUGGUUACAGAUUCUGAAGUUUAAAUCUUUAAGUUGGCUAAUUUUUCUUUGUUUUUUCCAUAAUGACGCAGUAUUAAAUGCACAUGUAAACGGCAUGUAAACCAGGUCGAUUGAACUAAUGUGGGGUAUUUUUUUUUUGAUUUCUAGUUUAAUGUUUAUUAAUUGACGAUUGAUUCAGUUUGACCAAUUUCGUGCUAGUUUUUUGUCC